AUGAGAGGCGAGGCGAGGCUGCUGUGCGCGCUGGGUCUGGUGCUGCUCUGCGUGGCGGCGCAUUUUCAGGGUGCCUUCUGCAGUGGCGGAGGCCACGGCGGCGGCGGCGGAGCGCACGGAGGAGGCCACGGCGGGGGUGGCGGAGGGCACGGAGGCGGCGGUGGAGGCCACGGAAGCGGCGGGGGCGGAGGCCACUCCGGUGGCGAGGUGAGCGGCGGCGGGGGAGCCCGUCCGUUCAUCUACGGGCCAGGGGCUGGCGCCCUCGCCGGCAGGACCGCGUCGGGAUCGCACGGGCAUAGCGCCGCGGACGAGCCGCAUGGCCGCGCCGCCUGGACGGUCUCUGGCGCCGGCGCCACUCUCGCGGCCAUUCUGUGGCUCUGA
Molecule: messenger RNA, 381 nt
Organism: Lolium perenne
Lineage: Eukaryota; Viridiplantae; Streptophyta; Magnoliopsida; Poales; Poaceae
Source: RefSeq, a predicted model, not a curated record